AUGAGACAGGCGGGACUAAAUGAGAAGAUGCCAAGCAGCGCCCAAGCUGCCAAUGAUGGGCUUAGUUUGAUUCUGGACUAUCUCCGUAAGAGACUUCGUCCCUAUUCGGCCACAGAUGUUUCAGCAAAUUUGCACAAUAAAGUCACCAAGUCACAUGCGGUAAAGGCGUUGCGAGAGCUACAUCAAAAUAAAGAAAUUGAAGGAAGGAUAUCCGGAAAACAAGUGGUUUACCAUGCCCUACAGAAAGUGUCCAAUGAAGCCACGUUGGAAACGGUCAUACUCCUGGAAGAUAAGACUCAACAGCUGCAGGAGCAACUUACUGGCCUCAAAGCUUAUGCAAAAGCAACACGAGCAGAGUUAACGACACUUUGUACAACACCAUUAACCUCUGACAUCCGGCAGAAUAUCAACCAUCUUAAGCAGGAAAAGGAGACUGCCAUUGCAAAUUUGGCUCAAACCCGGAGGACUAACGCGGUGCAUGUGGAAAAGGAAGACCAAACUGAGACCGAGAGAGAAUGGAAACAUUGGCAGAAACGGGUCAAUGUUCGGAGGCGUAUCUGUCACGAUUUAUGGAGAAGAUGCUUGAGUGUGGUGGCAGAAGGAAUGAGCCAAGAGGAGUUUUGGGGUAACUGCAAGUUCGGAGCCAAAUGUGCGCUGGCGCAUAUUCUUCCCGAUGGACGACGGGUUAAUCGGCCCAACCCAGGAAUGGGCAUGGGUGGCAGCCAUCUCAACCUGGGUGGCCGCGUCAAUCCGCAAGCGUACGUAAAUCAGGAUUCAGCUUUGACGAAUUCCGUCCUCUCGCAACAGCGGAUGAACGGACACGAGACCCGAUAUGGGCCUCAAGUUCAAUCUCAAGAGGAUUACGCUACUUUACAUUCUCCACAACAACCGUACGAUGUUAUUCCCACAAUUGACGCAGGCCUGGCUUCAGACGCCGGUUCUAAGUAUGGAUCCCCGGUUGAUGAUAUACGAUUUCCGAUGUCUCCGAAUCACCGCCAUUUAACUGCACUUGAUGCACCUCUUCCUGCCUCCUUUGAUAGCCAAGGAAUUUCGCACGCCGCCCGUUAUGGACCGGUAGCCGCUUCCAUGCCGUCGAAGUUCGGGCUGGAACUAUCUCCGCCGGCACAAAGAACCGGCGCCCCCCCUGAUGCUCUCCGGAGUCUCCGCGAUACCGCGUAUGGAUCAGAUCUAAGGAAGCCUUCUUCGUUCAUGGGGUCUUCCCCACCUGCGAUACCUGAGGAUGGCCCCGGACCUCGAUUUUUACACUCUCAGCGGUCGGUGAAACCACGCAUGCUCUCCGCGAGUGUACCGCGGCUUACCGCCUUGGAUGACUGGGAUGACAGCAAUUUUCCGAUGGAGGAGGACUACCUGCCGAUUAACUUGCAUGACGAUGUGCUCACGCCGCAGGAGAGGCUACGACGUCUUUCGCGUACAGACUAUGAACUCAGUUCAAGCCAUCGUGAUCUCAGUGGACUUGGUAUGACCGGCACUAGUCUAUCGAAAGUCGGUUCCCCUCUAGCAUCCAGUCCGUCCAGGUUUGGUGCUUUGUUUGCCAAGCAACGACAGAAGAAGGAGGAAGAUGCGCAUGGUACCUCGCUCCCACAAGUCGGAUCUCCCCUCCGUGAGUCUUCAUUAAACUUCGGUACGAGUCCCAGCCUUGGCCCCAUCGGAAGCCGACAAACUUCUGGUGACGUCUCACCCUUUGUCUCCACCCCCUCCCGGCAACAGCCAACAUCUAUGAUCUCUCAACAACUUAGCGGUAUGUCUCUUCACCCUGGCGCUGCCCGUCAUUCGUCAGUCGGGGCAAGUAGCCGUCUAGACCGCAGUGUCUCGUCACCUGUUAGUACCAGCAGAAUCGAUGAGGAGCAAGGGGACUUGGUUUUCUCCAUGGAAGAAGAAGAGAACAACAAGCGGAAUAGCGCCUCCUGGAGCACCAGCAAGGCCGAUUCCCAUGACGACGACACUACUCCAACGAGUAACCCAGAGUUUCAGCCCUGA
Molecule: messenger RNA, 1998 nt
Organism: Aspergillus alliaceus
Lineage: Eukaryota; Fungi; Ascomycota; Eurotiomycetes; Eurotiales; Aspergillaceae
Product: spindle poison sensitivity protein Scp3
Exons: 7
Coding region: 1-1998 (665 amino acids)
Biological process (GO): homologous chromosome pairing at meiosis; meiotic strand invasion involved in reciprocal meiotic recombination; meiotic joint molecule formation
Cellular component (GO): DNA recombinase auxiliary factor complex; condensed nuclear chromosome
Molecular function (GO): metal ion binding; recombinase activator activity; double-stranded DNA binding
Source: RefSeq, a predicted model, not a curated record